Molecule: messenger RNA, 852 nt
Organism: Brugia pahangi
Lineage: Eukaryota; Metazoa; Nematoda; Chromadorea; Rhabditida; Onchocercidae
Source: the annotation of a GenBank genome assembly
AUGACAUCGUAUACACCAGGAACACGUCAAGGUCAUAGUGAGAACAGUCAUCAACAUAAUGUCUAUACUCGACGUGGGUCCGGAGAUGUUGAGUUUGACGUGCCGAUUCCAUCUUUCAGACGGGCGGAGCAUACUUUAAUGGAUAACUUUCGAGAACGCCUGAAUUUACGUACGUAUCGUGAGUCACUCAAUAUAUCUGCUUGUGAUAAUGAAAUGCUUGAUGAAGAUCUUGGACAUCCUCCAGCUACGCAUGACACACCACCUGGAACUUAUAUGGGUUCAUUACAAUCAGAUUCAUUAUUUAGUACAGCGUUUCGAUCAAGGUCUCGUUCAGAUGCAACAGGCAGUCCAUUGUUUUGUCGUCAAAGCUUGGGGACAAUAGUGCUAUUUCCAAAUAGAUUAGAAAAACAAUCAAAGAGACAUAACCUUCGCGUUCGCAAUGAAAGGCAUAGCGUAUGCGUAACAGAUCUACCAGAAUUGAAAAGCUCAAGUUCGUCAAUACCAUCGAAUCAUCUAUUUGUUGAUGCAAAACCUACAAAUGUUGCAGUCAUAGAUAUUGAUAAUCAGUGGCAUGGACCAUCAAGUGCAGUCGAAAUGAGAUCAAGUAUGUGGAACCUGCCGUGUCACUCCAAUCCUCUCCAUCUCGAGGUCGAUAGAUAUGAUACACUUGAAAAGCACCAGUCUCCCUUGACACAUACUAGCAAAGAACAUGCAGCUUUUAAUACCAAUACAUUACAAAUUACACGACGUUUUGAGCCUGAACCACUGUCACCGUUCAGUAACUAUGCAAUUCUUAUCAAAGAGAUAUAUCUUGCAAUAUUUCCAGUUUUACUUAAAAGCUUAGGAGGUUAG